AUGGGUAACACAACAAGCCCUCCCAAGCGGAAGGACUCCAGCCACUUCACCGGCCCCAAACACUACAACGCCGCCUAUACCAGCGGCGCUUUCUCCUUCUUCAACCCAACCGCCCGCUAUCACGUCCUUGCGCCCCCAAGCCACAACGAGGUCGAGCCCCAAGUCGAUCCAGCAACAGGAAACAAGAAGAAGCCAUCCCGAGCCUCCGACGAGCUCUCCCUAACCGGUAACGAAGCCGCCUCCGUCCUCGGCCACCGUACCACCAACGACACUACCCAAGAAGCCGCCGUCGCAUCCCUCCCUCAGGACACCGACAUCCCCACCCUCUCCGCCGACCAGAUCGGCCACGCCCUCGAAGCUACCGAUUCCCAGCUCAGCGCGCAAAGCUCGCUCCAAAAUGCCGCCAACGCAGCGACCGUUUCGCCCGAGCGGCUGGCGGGUGCCCUCGGCACCUCACCUUCUCAAAUCGGAAGGAUCGUCCAGCUCGGGGCCGGGAACGGGAAUGGGAGCAAGACGUCCGUUAACACCACGCAGCAAAAGCAGCGAGAACAGGAUCAGAAGGAUAGUGGGGUGUAUUAUGUCUGGCGAAGUAGGGACAAUAGGAAGGGCAGACAUGCGGCGGUUGUUACGAAGCCAGAAAUCUUGCGGCGGGGGAAGCAUCAGGGGAAGAAGGAAAGUAAUGGAGGAGGUGGAAAUGAAGAGCGUGGGAAGGAUAACGAUGAUGCAGAGGAAUGUGACAGGACUAGUGGUGGGUGGAGACACAGGAGAAAGUUGCAGGAUGAAGAGAAGGGUGAGGGGAUUGAGGAGGAGGAUGCCAGAGAGGAAAAUCGGGGGGAAGGCCCGAGAGUCACGAACAGCUGGGUAUCGACGUGGCAUGGUGUGUCGAAGAUGGUGACGAGCUUUCCAUGGUGGGAUAUCAGUUAUGAUGUGGCUUUAACCUUUUUCCUUGCCGCGAUAUCAAGAAUGAUUAACGGCUUCUUCGUCUAUCUCCCCCUCAGCACGCCCGAAUCCGAAUUCAAAGGCGAAAAGACCGGCGCCGGCGCCACCCGUCUCAUCACCUGUACUCUCGUUGUUAUCUCAUCUGUCCUGUUGAUGCUCGAAGCCGUUAACGAAAACCGUGCCGACUGCUUCGGCUGGGCCCUCGAAGAAAGUCUCGCCGGCAACGCGGACGGCCCCCGCUUGCGCUCUGAAGAACAUCAGGGCAAGCGAUGUACCCACCACCAUCACGUUCGCUACGUCAUCCUUCGGGGGUCUAACCCGAGAGAUCAGCGCAAAGCCGUCGUGGUACCCGUCUCUGUCUCCGUGCCCGAUGACCAGAACUUGCACAACGAGAAGAGAGAUGACCCGCAGGCUCACAGCGAUGGCGAUGCCACGGACUCAAAUGACUCCGACGGGAAGGGAGAAAUCAAUAACCACCACAACCACCAGAACCCUUCGCGCGCAUGGAAGUGGUGGCCAUCCUCCGACGAGCUCAAGUCGCACUACCUGCACGAGAUCGGCUUCCUGUCGUGUAUCUUGCAGCUAAUCGGAUCGAUAAUUUUCUGGACCGAGGGUUUCACCGGUCUGCCCGUUGUCCAAAACAACAUUUCUACGGGCGCGCUUGCUGGGUGCUACUGGGUGCCCCAAGUUGUCGGAGGCUUCUUCUUUGGUCUUUCGGCGGUCUUGACCAUGGUGGAAGUGCAGGACAGAUGGUACGUUCCCGCGCCGAAUCUGCUAGGGUGGCAUAUCGGUGCUUGGUGUCUGGUGGGAAGUUUUGGGUUGAUAAUAACGGGGGCGCUGGGGUUUGUGCAAAAUGCUGGGGCGCAGUAUAAGUAUGCGGUUGGGAUGGCUACUUUUGUGGCAAGUUGGGCUUUUUUGAUCGCUUCAGUGAUUCUGCUGUUCGAAGCGCUGAACAAGUAUCCCCUUACAGUCAGCACUGCACCUCCUUCACGCCAGCCUCAUAUCCGCCCAGAUGCGGAGCAGGAGACUGGGGCUUAG
Neurospora crassa OR74A is the source of this 1977-nucleotide messenger RNA. Its product is annotated as integral membrane protein. The record is from RefSeq and is a predicted model, not a curated record. The coding region runs from base 1 to 1977 and encodes 658 amino acids. NCBI's taxonomy places the organism in Eukaryota, Fungi, Ascomycota, Sordariomycetes, Sordariales, Sordariaceae. The transcript is spliced from 3 exons.